This is a messenger RNA of Rhinocladiella mackenziei CBS 650.93, 1782 nucleotides long. RefSeq lists its product as uncharacterized. The transcript has 4 exons. The coding region runs from base 1 to 1782 and encodes 593 amino acids. The record is from RefSeq and is a predicted model, not a curated record. NCBI's taxonomy places the organism in Eukaryota, Fungi, Ascomycota, Eurotiomycetes, Chaetothyriales, Herpotrichiellaceae. Gene Ontology annotation, molecular function: ubiquitin binding. Gene Ontology annotation, cellular component: ESCRT I complex. Gene Ontology annotation, biological process: protein transport; protein modification process; endosome to lysosome transport.
AUGGCAGGCGUGCCGCAGAAGACAUUAAGCUGGCUCUAUGAUGUCUUGAAGCGAGAAUACCACGACCCUAAUCGGACAUACUCCGACCUUGCCCAUGUCCUCGCCCGCAAUCCUGGGUUUGCACCUCGAACAGAUGUCUACACAUUCGAGAAUGGAAUCUCGGCCCUUCUGGUCCAUUUCAAAGGCACUCUCCCUGUCAAUUUCCGAGGAAUUACAUACCGAUUCCCCAUAGCUUUAUGGAUACCACAUGCUUAUCCUUAUGAGGCGCCAUUAUGUUAUGUCACCCCGACUGAAGAUAUGAUCAUCAGACCGGGCCAGCACGUCGGCGGUGACGGGAAAAUAUAUCAUCCAUAUCUGGCACAUUGGAGGGAUGCCUGGGACAGAUCUAACAUUUUGGAUUUUUUGUCUAUUCUAUCUGACGUCUUUGCAAAAGAACCCCCUGUAAUGUCUAGGAUACAACAGAAUCAACGACCGGUCCAACCCACACCACCUCCCGUGCCACCAUUACCAAGGGAAAUCCAGCCACCAUCACCUUCCACGGCGCCUGUCUCUGGACCCCCCCUUCCACCACCGCCUCCGCCGAAACAAACUGCACAAGAUAUUUCAAUUCCAGAACCGACGAGUUCGAGCUUGUCAUCUCAGAAGCCAAGCCGAUAUGACGGUCUCCCUCCUCUACCGCCUCAGGCACAAAGUCCCAACCGAGCACCUUCGAGACCUCGGCAUCCUUAUGGGAACGGGAAUUUCCAACGACCGCUGAGUGGCUUGAAUUAUAUGCCACAACGAACUAGCAGCUUGAGACAGUCAAUGCCUCCACCUCAGCAACAGCCAGAAUAUGAACCACAACAGUUUCGGCCUCAACCACCAGGACGAGAAUCACUGCAACAUCCUCCUGACCAGCCUCCUCCUCGCAGUUCGGGUCCCAUGAAUCCUACACCACAUCAAACUUAUGAUCAAAUGGGACCUUCGCCGAAUCAUCAUUAUCCUACCGAAUCAGCACAUCAAGGACAGAAUGAGCGACCCCUCUCCCAGCACUUUCCACCAGGUCCGACCCCACAGCAGCAACCACAUCCAUAUCUUCAUCCACAACCGCCUCCAUUCAAACAACCUCCACAAAUUCCGAAACCGAAUCACACUCCUACCCCUAAUCUUCUCGAUUCUCCCUUCGACAUUCCCCUACCGGCACCGACAACGACGCCAGGAUCAAAUCUCGCACCAACAUCCAACAUUCCCGCACCUCCAAUUCCCGUGAAUCCCGAGAAAGAAGCCCUCCUCACUCACCUCUCGCAUCAAAUAACACAAUCCUUGCACUCGCAAAUCGCGCAAUCCACAUCCGCUCUGCCCGCCCUCUCAUCCCAAAACGCCGCCUUGCAAUCUACACUCCAUACGCUCAACAACGAACUCAGCACUCUACAAACCCUCCACUCAACCCUGACCUCGAAUCUAAACCUGCUAUCCACCUCUCUCGCGAAGUCCGACAGCGUCAUCUCCUCGGCCCAAAAACGCGCCGCGCAAAAUGACAUUCCACCCGUUGACGAGAUGCUCGUUCCCCCAACGGUGGUAGCGAGACAGCUUUACGACGCUGCGUGCGAGGAGAGGGGGAUUGAGGCCGCCAUUCUCGCGCUGCAGGAGGGCUUUGUCCGAGGACGUGUUGCGAGCGAUGUGUGGGCAAGGCGGACAAGGGAAUUAGCUCGUGAAGGAUUCAAGAGGCGGUUGAUGGAGAGGAAGGUGGCCAGGGGCAUGAGCUUGGAUUUGAGUGCGUACGGUGCCGGUGGAGUAAGCUAG